AUGGAGAAUUACACCGACUCACUUCUUAGCCAGACCGAGCUCCUACUCAUGUCCGCCUGUGGGCUAAUUCAGCGUCCCAUCCUUCCAAUCUGUGGCGGCGAAUACACAGCUACGGCUAGGACCCAUUCGUAUAUACAUGUCGGUCUUCUGCAAUGGACCGGCAGUUUACCUCAUGUCACGACUUUCGACAUCCGAUCACAUGUCACGCAGUACAACAUCUUCCUGGCACUGUAUCGUCGACUUCCUCUGCAGAACGGAGAGCACAAGCUUUUUGACACCUUCAAUCGCGACGCCAAAUACACAGAUGAGCGUUUGGACUCUCCCAAGCCAGUGUUGAAUGUUAUAGUGGCUACUGCUGGUCCCUCUUUCACAGCUUUCAUCAAAGAUGAUUCCAUGAACCUACAGCUAGCUUCUGCAUCAAAGGAGCAGUACUGUAUCUCGACCAGUCCCCUUGCAUCUCUCAACGAGUCUGGCAUGUACGGCGUCUAUCGGAUUCGCACGUGUGACAUCCGGCAGCGCAUCCAAGCCGCCAAAGACGCCCGCCUUCCCUUUAUCGUUGCCGUGGAGCGCGGUUCAGGCAACCAGAGAGAGAAUAUCUUUGGCUUUGCCACUGCUAAAGACUACACCGGCUCGGAAACCAGUGGAAGAUACACUGCUGAGUUGGAGUCAUUCGUUAUUCCAGAGCAACAGCGCAAAGGCAUCGGAAAUUGUCUUAUGGACAAGCUCUUGAAGGUAUGUGAUGGGUUUGACUUCCUAUGUCACAUCGCGGUCAGGAUGGGGAAGAAAGGGAUCACGGACAUUGUGAUGAGGACGUCGGUGUCUGUUGCUAGCGGCCUCAAGGUGUCCCUCAUUCUUAUGGCAUGGGUAGUAUGCCUCCGGAAUAUUUGGAGCUUCCUAUCGCGAAGAAACGCAAGCAGUCCCAAAGCUGGUGCUAUACCCGUUUCUGUCACGCCAAUUUCCAAGGCGCAGGCAGGAAAAUUAGCCGAUGCACGGAUGACCGGUGCAGCCUUGGGUGUGGCUUUCAAGUGUAGUGUCCUUGAAGGCCAGCAUCAUUACCAAGGGUUUGCGACACAAACGUCUUGGACAAGCACGUCGCAGAGAUACGCGUCUCAUCGGCCAAAGAUGAUCGAAUACGGAGUAGCGAUCAUGUAUAUCAGAGCAGCUAAACUUUCAUUAUCGACUUCACGGUUUAAUCGAAUGAUAUCUAUGAACGGUGGGGGGCAGUAUGGUAACAUUAUCGUGCCUAGUGAUUACACGUUGUUUAAGUACCACUGGCCGGUAACACUGGCUGAUGUUGAAGAGCCCAUUGAGAAUCCGCUGGAGUUUUCUUUGGAGAGCUUCCGCAAUUGCUUCGUUGAGGACGAAUAA
Aspergillus costaricaensis CBS 115574 is the source of this 1368-nucleotide messenger RNA. RefSeq names its product GNAT family N-acetyltransferase. The transcript has 5 exons. The coding region runs from base 1 to 1368 and encodes 455 amino acids. Gene Ontology annotation, molecular function: acyltransferase activity, transferring groups other than amino-acyl groups. The record is from RefSeq and is a predicted model, not a curated record. Lineage: Eukaryota; Fungi; Ascomycota; Eurotiomycetes; Eurotiales; Aspergillaceae.